GCCAGUUACCUCUGUUGACCGACUGGGAGGAGACGUGCUGUCGGUGUGCCGCCGCGCUCACCCCUACCUCAGUGAACCACGAGCCAAACGUGCUAUCGUGGUGUUCCCCGAGAGCCUGUGUCAGGAUAUUGCCCUACAGGUGUCUCGCGAUGGCAGUGCUCUUGUUCUGAGUGUAGACAAUGCUGACAGGAGAAUUGAUACAGUGGGAUAUACAAAAUACUAGCUGGAAAGUGUGCAGGAGGUGAGCUCCAUUGUGCAGUGAAGCAUAAGCUAGUAACAGUGUUUUCUAAACAAAACGCAAGUGUUUACAUGUGACACGGAGUGGUUUACUUUAACUUACACGAGAGACGUUACCUGAGAGGAUAUAUCCAAUAAUCAACAGUGCUUAAUAAAGAAGAGAUUAUGGAAGUGAUUAAUCAGUUAUUUGUUCUGAAGCGUGAUUACUAAUUGAUUAAAUUAACAUUGGUGAAAUCACUGGAUGUAGUGGAUAGCCAAUGCACACAAACAAUCAACAGUUGAUAGUGCCGUACUCAAGUGUGAAGUGUACGAGUGACUACAGUCGAGCAAGUGUUGGCUGUAAAACCUUGUGAAUAUUUGGUGAAAAGUGAGACCGUCUUAUCUAUGGAAUGACAUAUGGACUUACCCUACGCUAAGAGAAACCGUGCAGAUAUAUUAGGAUCUUCAGUCCACAUGUCAAGGCGAGUGUUUGUGGUGUUCUGACAACACAGGGUUUGGUUGUACAAUCAACCAUUCCAUCCAACAAUUGAAAAGAGGGCGCCUGGCGAGGGUGACCUCAGCUGACCCCUCAGGACUGGUGACGGCAAGUUUCCCCUCUGAUGGUGAACGCCCGGAGGCACUGACCACACCAGGAUCUAAGCGCUUUGGGAACUGAGAUAUUUACGUGUGCCUGGAAGGAUAUAUUUACAUUGAUUUAUAGAUAAACACCAAAGUGCUUACUCUUUUGUGCAUUAAGUGAUAUGGAUUGUAGAGGAUUAAGCAGACGGUGACGUAUAGUGAGUGAGCAGUGCCGUGUCAACUGAAGCACGUGUUGGCCAAGCAACACUGCACGGACGAACCCCCUCGAACCAGACGUGAGCCGGGCUUGAGGUUGAUCUCGUAAGGAGUGUAUGACCUUGUGGCCUCGCGUGACCUCACCCUCCUGAUGGUGAAGCACGCAGGCCGCGUAAAGUGCCUGGCCCGUGCUGGCCAUGGACAUGUUUAGCCUUCAGCUGGAGAGCGAGUGGGUGGGUGGUCGUGGUAUCGCUGGAGGAGCAGUUUCUGUUGUCACCACCGUCUGGGGAGUCACUUCGAGCACAACCCAGAGUACGCCUACACCCACGACACCAAAUUGCAGCAGCAACACGCCCUGCAACCCAAACAUGCCAGCACAACCCUUCAAUCCGCAUAAUAAACCCUUCUCCAAUAUGGUCAACUACCCCUCCAAGCCAAAUGGAUGGUGGGAUUCUAGCCAAAGUUCUGUCGAUCAAAAGCCGUUUGAAGGCAACAACGGAAGCGGUGGCUUCGACAACAGUCCAGGUCCCACCAUGAGCGGCGGGAACAGCAUGAGCGGGCCUGGAGCCAUGGGCGGCCCCGGGACCAUGGGCGGCCAGAUGGGCGGCUCGGGAGACGCCUCCGGACAGUACGGCACGUCGAACGCCGCCCUCAACACGGCGGCGAUGGUAGCGGCGGCGACGGCCACCGCCACCGCCACCGCCGUCGCCCUGCGCCCGGAGCGACCCGACAUGCAGGGCCAGUACAACGGACAGAUGGGAGGAAUGAAUGCUGGGUUCUCAGGUCCAGGUCCUGGUUUUGCGAUGCAGAGACCCAGCACGCCCAAUAUGAACAUGAACAACCCCAUGAAUGGCAUGAACAAUAUGAUGAACAACAUGAUCAACAAUAUGGGUGGAGGAAUGAUGAACAAUGUGCCCAUGAACAACAUGCAGAAUAUGCAGAACAUGGGACCUGGCAUGAACAAAUGCAUGAGCAUGCAGCCAAACAUGGGAAUGAUGUAUCAGCGUGGUAUGGGCCCGGGCAGUGGCCCAGGAGGGGGCAGGACAGGACCGUACCCCAACCCUGCAAUGUACAUGGCACAGAAAAGGGCAGCUCAGGGCCAGUUCAGCCAACCCUCCAUGGGACAAAUGGCACAAAUGAAUCCACAGACUAUGAACAUGGCAGGUAUCCGAGGAGGAAAUGGAUACCCGGUACAACAACCCUUGCCUUCCCAGUUCCCCCCGGGCCAGGGCAUGCGGCCGAACAUGCGACCUGGUGUCCCAUGUGGGCCAGGUGGGCCUCCUUUUAAUCAGGGCCAGUUUUAUAACCAACAGCAGUACAACAACUUCAACAACCAGUACAACGAGAUGGGGCCAAUGGGUCCCAUGAAUGGCAUGAACAUGAAUAGCAUGAACAUGAAUGGGAUGAACAACAUGACCAGCAACAUGGGCAAUGGCAUGAACAGUAUGGGGCCACAGAUGGCAGGGAUGAGUUCAACAGGCAUGGCGCCUGGUGGGACUAGUGCUAUGAACUCUGCCAUGAACUCAGGAAUGAACAGUAUGAAUAGUAUGAACAGUGCAGGGAUGAACAACAUGAACAGUGCAGGAAUGAGCAAUAUGAACAGUGGCAUGAGCACUGGUAUGAGCAGUGCAAUAACUAGUUCAAUGACCAUGACCAGUCAAAUGAGCAACAGUGCUGGCAGCAACAUGAGUUCUGGGAUGAACAAUAUGAGUUCAGCUAUGAACAACAUGAAUUCCAACAUGAACAACAUGUCAAGGAACAUGGCCGCUGCUCCUGGAAAUGUUGGCAAUGUUGGCGGAAACUACCAACACUCCCCAAUACCGGGCAACCCCACACCACCUCUUACCCCUUACAUGAGCCCACCUUAUGCCAACCAACAGGACGUCAAACCUGACUUAUCUGAAAUGAAACCAUUAAUGGGCCAGAGUAAGUCUGACGAAGAUGAUGAACUACGGCUGACCUUCCCUGUUCGUGACGGGAUAGUCUUACAGCCAUUCAGAUUGGAGCACAAUUUAGCCGUUUCCAAUCAUGUCUUCCACCUCAAACCCACCGUUUAUCAAACCUUAAUGUUCAGAUCAGACCUGGAACUCCAACUUAAGUGUUUCCACCAUGAGGAUCGGCAAAUGAACACAAACUGGCCAGCCAGUGUCCAGGUUUCCGUCAAUGCAACUCCUUUGAACAUUGAUCGAGGAGAGCAGAAAAAUUCACACAAACCUCUAUACAUCAAGGGAGUUUGCCAGCCUGGAAGAAACACCAUUCAGAUUACUGUGACUGCAUGCUGUUGUUCCCAUCUAUUUGUGCUACAGUUGGUGCACAGACCAAGUGUCAGGUCAGUCCUACAAGGCCUCUUACGGAAGAGGAUGUUACCUGCUGAACACUGUGUUACGAAAAUCAAGAGAAACUUUAACUCUGUGGCAGCCACAAGUGGUACAUUAAAUAAUUCUGAAGGUGAUGGAGUAGAACAAACUGCGAUCAAAAUCUCCCUAAAGUGUCCCAUUACAUUCAAGAGGAUAACACUACCAGCAAGAGGCCAUGACUGCAAACAUAUACAAUGUUUUGAUCUUGAGUCGUACCUUCAGAUGAACUGUGAAAGAGGAGCAUGGCGAUGCCCAGUCUGCAACAAAACUGCAUAUUUGGAGGGACUGGAAGUUGACCAGUAUAUAUGGGGUAUUAUUACUACCCAGCAAAAUGCCAAUUCUCCUGUUGAUGAGGUUACUAUGGAUUCAUCAGCAUCAUGGAGAGCCAUGCAUGGUUCAGGCAUGCCUGGUACUCCAGGAGUUAAAGAUGAGGAUUCAGACACAUGUAUGAAGCGGUGGAACAAAGCCAUGUCUCCAGGAAGUAUGACUCUGCCUACCAUGAGUAACAUUGAUAUGGGGCAGUCCAUGAGUCCAUAUGUACCUCCUGACAUGAACAGCAUUAACAAUGGUUCUAUGAUGAACAUGAUGGGCAUGGGAAGCAGUGGUAGCAGUGGACCUGGCAUGUCUAGAUCCACGUCUCAGUUUGACCUCAGCUCACCUGAUUUCACGAGUGGCGGUGGCCCACUCUCGCAGCUGAGUGAGUCUGUCAACAAAAUGGAUCCCCUCGGAGCCAUGGAAAAGUCAGUCAAGGACCAAAUGGUUCCUCAGAUGGGACCACCUCCACCAACCUCCUCCACCACUACCUCCACUUCCACAAUGGCUGCUCCAACAGCAGCAUCAACCACCACCACCACAUCUUCCUCAUCCUCUUCACAACCACUAUGUUCUACCACCACUGCCACAACCACAACACCUACCACUCCAGCAUCAUCAACAACACAGCCAAAUGUAAGCAGUGGGCAAGGAAUGCCUCAUACUCCGCACACACCACACACUCCUCACACGCCACAUACUCCAGGAGGAGCUGGCGGUCCUCCUAGUGUCCCCUCUGCAAGUACUUGCAGCAACACAUGUAACAGCAGCAGUACCAACAAUACCAACACCAACAGCACCAGCAACAGUACUACCACAGAGACACAUAACACUUGUAAUGAGAUGACCGACCUUCCCACACUUAGUUUUGACCCCUUAGAUGGUGAUGGGUCAGGCCAGGAUGGAAUUGAUGUCAGUGUCUUCAACAGUGGAGUAGACCCUAUGGACCCACUGGAAUUAUUAUCGUACUUAGAACAACCAGACUACAACACUCCGCCCUCCUCUGGCGCAUCCUCACAAGGUCAGGGAGCAGGGAACACGCCUGCCGGUGCUGGACUAUCUGCUGCCCCCGACACAGACGAUAUAUUGGCACUGUUUGAGUAGUAUAUAAUGAAGAGACUAUAGUGUCAAUACGGAUAGAAUUCAGGUGCUUGACUAUAUGAUUAAAAGUGUUUGUGAUCACGUUAGACUACAGUCAGAACAUGAAACAGUCAUGAUUUUUUAGAAGUGAGCAAACAGAAGAACUGUGAUACUCAAACUGGAUUUGAGAGAAACUUUAGUGCAUUUGCAGUCGUCUCAGUGGAAUGUAUUUCACAGUCUUCAUUCAAGAGAGAAAUAUAAUGGGUAAUCAAGUAAACAGUGAGACCAAUGAUACAUGUUUGAUGUGGUGUGUAAGCACAGUUUGACGCACAUCUGGACAGGGAGUCAUGCUGCAAGAAUUAGCACAAGGAUGUGUAGAAAAAGAUACAGCUCGGAUUAUAUGAUUAUUUUGUAGUCAGACCAUACUGAUGCAUAUUCACUGAUGCAUAUUCUGAUAUGUAGAAAUGACCAGUGUGAUGGUGCAAAUCAUUUUAAUGACCAUUUGUAAAGCACAGGUUCCUCAAACUGUGUUUUAUACUUGUAACACAGAAUAUAUCCAUAUGCCAGGGUCUGUCAGAGGAGAGGAUGUAUUCCAAAGUAGCAAAAAAGUCCUUUUCAUGUUUAACCCCAAUGGGCUCCAUGACGGUUACCCCAGUGAGUAGUUAGGUUGACAAGUUUAGUAGGAUAAUUAUUGUGGCUAUGCAAAGAUGUCCACAGUAGUGUUGUUCAAAAUCAAUCAUGACAUCAAAAUGACAAUGUGCAUAAUAUUGUCUUAAUUAGGAACUUGCAAUUUUAGUCCAUGUUUAUUGUUUUGAGUUUUAGAACCUCAACAAUAACAUGAAGUAAAGCAUGUAUCUCCGUAGGUCCCCAGUCGCAUGUAAAUAAAAACUCUCAAAAGACCAAAAUGAGAGUGUGAAGAAGUCUGAAUCAUUCUGAAUGAUUGUCACAUCAUUAUUGAGAGGCUCUUAAUUAAGUUGACAUAUUCAGAAGAUAGGGGAGGGAGGGUGCAUUUUGUGCAACUGCGAAUGAGUCCCAAGAAAUUUCUCUGAGUGUUGUUGUGAAUGCAGUGUGAUAUUUCUGGCUGCACAGGUUUAUGGGUGGUUUACUGUCUAGACGAAUUAUUGCAUUUAUUUAUAGGGUAAUCCCGUGUGCCUGUCAGCCUAAUAUGUGUAAAUAGCUGUGUACAGAAAUGUUCUUUUAUUUAUCUCACCUGGUCUCGCCCUUAGAGUCCUACGCAUUGUCUAAGCUUUAAUCCCUAGCUCUGUCUUCACCCACAUGACCUGUAGGAUACACGAUCACAUACAGUACACCACCGCAAUUAUUGACUCCUACCCACCACCCUGGUGAACUUUGGUGUUGGUUUGCUGUGGGUCGGUGGAGUCAAAACCUCAACCUGGCUAUUAUAGCGACUUUGGUUUCAGAAGAUAUGACCUCAUUUUGUGUCAGCAUUUUUAUAAACAUAUGUAUAUUACAUGUAUUUUUUUCUUUCUUAUUUAUUAUUAUUAUUUAUUAUGAUUUUUUUUUUUACAUUUCAUCAUUAUGAUUUUUUUCUUCAUCUCUGACACUUGAGUGCAUCUUAAAUCCUCAUUCAAACUGUGUUCCUAUCUAUGAUUAAGAUUACAUUAUGAUUCUUAGAAAGCAAACAUUUUUUUCUGAAAUCAAAGUCUCCAGGCUUCAUGCAUACUCUGUUGACCGUCAGUGUAAUGAAGCUUAAAUGAAAUGUUUAAUUUUUAUGAAAAUAGAUUUAUGCACUUAUACAGAAUCACUGAAAGUGUUUUUAUGUACUGUGUACAAAGAAAAAUGGUUUAACAUUAUGAUCUCAAGAUUGUCAUUUUUAAAGUUAUUUAGAGGAAUUCAUACAAUGGAUUUUUAAACAGUUAGUGACUGUCAAAGAGUUUGUGUAAGCCAUCACUUCUCAUGUAAACUGUACCAGAGAACUUAAAAGAUAGUUUCUAACUCAGA
Messenger RNA from Penaeus vannamei (Pacific white shrimp), 6722 nucleotides. The record is from RefSeq and is a predicted model, not a curated record. Lineage: Eukaryota; Metazoa; Arthropoda; Malacostraca; Decapoda; Penaeidae.